UACGCCUAACAAAAUUUCAGGUGUAUGCACUUAUGUGCCCUUGUUAUGGGUAAGCUAACGACCAAAGGUUUUGGUUGAUGAGUCUAGCCAGGAAUUGAGUGAUAACAAUGGCGUUUCUCAACACUGACGAGAUCGAUGACAUCGAUUCGCUUUCUUCGGAGCAGCGAGAAGAGAAUGCUAGAAAUUUGAAAUCCAUCGAAAGUCUUGAUGAUAUCUAUAAGACCUAUAGACCGUUGCCCAGGACGUACUGUCUAAGUUCAUCCAGUACAUCCACUCUGAAAGAUGUUGACAAUGCGCAAACUGUGGAGAGCAAAGAAUGCAAUAAACUACAAGAAACUAUAGCUAAAACGGACAUUACAAAUGUAACAAUGGAAAAAUAUAAAACUGAAAAUGGACAGAAAAUAGAAAGUCAGAGCGAAGAGGAAAAGGAAAAUAAGAAACCAUUAUCAACGAAAAAAACUCCUCCGCCCCCACCUCCUCGUCCUUCUCGUUCUCCCCGCCCUUCUGCUCCUCCGCCUCCAGAAGAAAUCACCGAUUCUGAUAAAGAUAAAAAGUUGCAAAUGCGCAUUGCAUCCGGAGAGGUGACAGAGACACAGACACAGGGUUUAGGUUGUGAGCAUAGUAAUUCCAUUGAAUCCCAAAAUUCUUACAGCACAAAUCCGAAUCAAUCGGGGAACAGUGUUAAGUUUAUGAAUGGCGAGAAUUGUCAGCAGGAAAUGAUUGCCAGCGAUUACUAUGCCCAGCAGAUUGCAAUGCAAAUGAGUAAUCCACUGUAUAGCUAUGGAGGAUAUGGCCAAUCUCAGUUAUUGUCCGGGCCAAUGGAUUAUCAAUUCCAGUCGCCGGAAUCAGAGCACUUCAACAAUGCCCAGUUGCAGGGUUAUCUACAAUCAUUCAGCAAUUAUGGACAGUACUCAACACAGGGCAUGCCGGGAGGAGGCUAUAUCCAGUCGGAUGGAUCGGGCCUUGGUCAAUAUAGUCAAUACCAAUAUAUGGCCGGAGGAGGUGGAAAUUGCACCGAUUGUCAUCCAAGUUGUCCGGCUGAGGAAAGAGCUGGAGCGCAAGUGGACUCAGGCGAAUCUUGCACUGAUGAUUCGACCACCUGCUCUGAAAAGAGCAAUAGUUUCUGUAGUGAUGGAGCAUCCAGCUUGGAGGAUAGUUCACGUUCCUGCUGCACCGGAAAUUGCUGUCCUGGCAACCCGAAUGUUUGUUUCCUCAAGAGACCCUGUCCAGAAGAUGAACGUGGCUUUGAAAUGCCCGAAUGCAUAGGAUCGAUGCCACAGUGUCGAGUUGGUCGCGGGCAAUGCCCGCCAACACAAAGCAGAUUCUCCUUUGUCGACGUCAAUGUCCAUAAUAAUGCGGGCAAUAUGUGCCCCAUGGAGAUGCCCUUUUGUGGAGGUAUGCCAAACGGAUGUGCCUUGCCAUGUUGCAUGAUUCCGCCGCCAAACUGCGGACCAAUGCAGUGCUGUUCAGCUCCGCCUUCACCUCCAUGUGGGCCCAUGCCCUGCUGCUCAGCUCCGCUUCCACCUCAAGGUUGCAGGAUACCAAGUUGUUCCGCUCCUGCUCCCUCCUGCGGAACAAUGCCCUGUUGUUCGCCAACUCCCGAAUGCUGUGCCUGUUCCGGCAACUGUCUGAAUGUUGAGGGUUUCAUGCAAAAGUUUCGUGCUGCUCAGGGACAUUGUUGUUGCCCCGGCAGCUGCCCCAUGGAGCAGCCAUGUUGUGGCGACGACAGACUGCAAUCCUAUACCGUUUAUACCGCCGACUACCAACCGUUACGUGGCUGUGGCAACAACUUUAAUCAUUUUCCCAAAUGCGACAACUGCGGCUCUUGUGGCAGCUGCGGCAGUUGCCCCAGUUGCAUGGGCUGUAUGCCACCAGUAUGCUGUCCCCCACCAAACAGAGCUGCGUCAGGUGGCUGCUGCCAGCUGCCGUAUCAGUUGCCAUGUUGCACGAUGCCCCCAUCCUAUGCUCCAUCAAGUUCAGCGGCCUGUGCCGCACCUUUUCCAGCAACUUGCAGUACUCCAUGCUAUGCCCCCUGCGCCGUGCCAUGCUUAUCAACCUGCCCGCCGCCCUGUGGCCCGUCCUACCCAACAUGCGGCACAGAUCCCUGCUUCUCCAGCUGCCCACUUCCGUGCGAGAUGCCAUCAGGUCCCUGCUGCGAACCAUCGCCACUUUCCAACGCCAUUUCACAGGCAACCAGCUGCAAUUUCACACAGUGCGCCUCUCCUACAUAGCGUUAAGUUGUAGGGACCCAAAAUCUGUUAACUGCAAUUAAAGUGAAAAGCGAACUCAUAGGUUGAAUGAAGUCACUUGAAUAC
This is a messenger RNA of Drosophila innubila, 2315 nucleotides long. RefSeq lists its product as uncharacterized. Bases 108 to 2231 code for a protein of 707 amino acids. The record is from RefSeq and is a predicted model, not a curated record. The transcript is spliced from 5 exons. Lineage: Eukaryota; Metazoa; Arthropoda; Insecta; Diptera; Drosophilidae.